Molecule: messenger RNA, 474 nt
Organism: Xylaria bambusicola
Lineage: Eukaryota; Fungi; Ascomycota; Sordariomycetes; Xylariales; Xylariaceae
Product: ubiquitin-conjugating enzyme
Exons: 2
Coding region: 1-474 (157 amino acids)
Source: RefSeq, a predicted model, not a curated record
AUGGCCGCUUCCCAGAAGCGAAUAACAAAGGAGCUCCAAGAGUGCACGGAGUCUCCCCCACAGGGGAUGACGAUAAGCCUACCCUCAGAAGCAGACCUAAGCAAAUGGGACGUCGUCCUCGCCGGUCCCCCCGACACCCCCUACGCAGGAGGCGUGUACAACAUCACCGUGACGCUCCCGGCAGACUACCCCUUCAAGGCGCCGCAAGUGAACUUCGCGACCCGCAUCUACCACCCGAACGUGACCAACGACAGCAUGGGCAACAUCUGCCUCGGCGUCCUGAAGCCCGAGAACUGGAAGCCCGCGAGCCGCGUGCGCGCCGUGCUCGAGGCCGUCCGCCAGCUCCUCGUCGAGCCCAACCCGGAGGACCCCCUCGAGACGCGCAUCGCCGACGAGUACAAGAACAACCGCCCCGAGUUCGACAAGAAUGUCAAGAGCUACGUCACGCGCUAUGCCAAGCCGGCCGGCAAGUAA